AUGAAGCAGAGAUACUAAAAUGAAAAUUAUCACAGUAAUAUCUAUACUCAUCGAUCAGAAAGAUCUAGUAGUUCUAACAUCUUAUAAGAUUUAACUAACAAUAGUAUUUUGUUAAAAUUAAAUCAAAUAGGACAAUUAUUAUUUACUAAAAAACCUAUUCGUGGAAAUAGAUAACCUAAACAAGAUUUGUUAUUAAAUGAACAUGAUAUUCAAUUACAAUAGAACAGAUUAUACAAACAAAAAAAAAUAUAAUAACUAAAAAUUUAGUUAUAAACUUUAAAAUAGAAUUAUGAUAAAUAAGCAAUAUCAUAAUUUAAUUUACAUAAAACUAUUGAUAACACGGUAAAAAAGUUACUUGAACUCAAAACUUAAAUUAAUAUCAAUCAUAUAGAGGAACCAUGGUAAGAUAUAAUUAAAAUGGAAAAAGAUAUAUCUGGGAAUGAAGAAAAUAUUAUUAAAUAAAUGCCUAUUUAGAAUUUCAAUGAAGUUAUAUCAGGCCAUUAGUUAACUAUUUUAGAAUUAGUUUCUUAGUAGUAGAAUUUGCAACAAUAGAAUUAUUGGAUUGCUUAAAUGAAACUGUUACAUGAAACUUUUAUUUAAAAAAAUUUAACUAUUGGAUAGAUACUCAAACCUAAAGAAAUUCCAGAAAAUUUAGAAUAAUCAAUUGAGAUCUCUUAUGAAGAAUUUACUUAAUCAUUUGGCAAAAAGUGCUGA
This is a messenger RNA of Paramecium pentaurelia, 714 nucleotides long. Lineage: Eukaryota; Ciliophora; Oligohymenophorea; Peniculida; Parameciidae. The record is from the annotation of a GenBank genome assembly.